CGAGCGCCGCCGCCAUCUUGGCAGACCGAAGGAGCCUGCUGUCGCCGUCGGCCGGAGCAACGCCGUCCAGCUGAGCCGUUGAAGCUGAGCGCGAGCUGCUUGGCUCCGCUGCUGGUUAACGCGGAGAUUUCGCGGCGGGCUAUCGUUCGCGCGACGCGAGCGUAGGAACCGGCUGAGCGGCAGGAGGCGGAGGAGGAGGAGGAGGACGAGAAGAGGUACCGGAAGGCAGCGCGCCGCUCCGAGCGUAGCAUCAGGGUGAGCGGGACGUCACGGGCGCCUCGCGCGGUCAGCGCCUGGUCUCCGCUCUCGCGUCGGUCGGUCGUCCGGUGCUCCGGUGCUCCGUAUCGUGUGCGCUGUGAAGUUGGUUGGAGUGCCGAGCCCCCGGUCGUCUUGCUCCCAUCCGCCCGUCAGUCCGCGUCGCGCCGAAGACGGCUGCCUUCGCUCGAUCCUCGCGAUCGGAAUUUACCGACGGUCCCCGUCGCUGUCACCGUGCUCCGCCAGCCGCGUCACCCCUUCGCCGCUCGUUCUUCACGAGGAGAGCGUCCGACAGUAAACAGCCCGCGCGGAGUUUCCAAAAUCCCCGUGAACGUGAGCCGCUAGUUUGCUGAUACUCUGUGACAGUAUGGCGGGACAGACGAUCAACGACAGGCUGUUGGCCGCGAGGCACAGCAUCGCCGGCCAGGGCCUCGCCAAGUCCGUCUGCAAGGCCACCACGGAGGAGAUGAUCGGCCCCAAGAAGAAGCAUCUCGACUAUUUAAUCCAUUGCACCAACGAGCCAAAUGUCUCCAUACCGCAGCUCGCCAACCUCUUGAUAGAGCGUUCGCAGAACACAAAUUGGACGGUGGUCUUUAAAGCUCUGAUCACAGUGCAUCACAUGAUGUGUUACGGCAAUGAGAGGUUUACGCAGUACCUCGCCUCCAGCAACAGCACGUUUCAACUUAGCAAUUUCCUUGACAAAAGCGGCGUACAAGCAGGAAUACGCGUGGGAUAUGACAUGUCGCCGUUCAUCAGGCGAUACGCCAAGUACCUCAACGAGAAGGCCCUCUCUUACAGGACGGUGGCGUUCGACUUUUGCAAAGUGAAAAGGGGGAAGGAAGACGGCACUCUACGCACAAUGAACGCCGAGAAACUUCUGAAAACUUUGCCGGUACUGCAGUCGCAACUCGACGCACUGCUGGAAUUCGAUUGCACGGCUAACGACCUCACGAAUGGCGUCAUAAACAUGGCCUUCAUGCUCCUCUUUCGAGAUCUUAUCCGGUUAUUCGCCUGUUAUAACGACGGCAUUAUUAAUCUGUUAGAAAAAUAUUUCGACAUGAACAAGAAACAAUGCCGGGACGCUUUAGAUCUCUACAAGAAGUUCCUCAUACGCAUGGACAGAGUCGGAGAAUUUCUGAAAGUCGCGGAAAAUGUCGGCAUCGAUAAAGGAGACAUACCAGAUCUGACGAAGGCGCCGAGCAGUUUGUUGGACGCGUUGGAGCAACAUCUCGCCUCGUUGGAAGGAAAGAAGGGUUCCGCCGCGAACACGCCCACGCAGUCAGCAAGCAGCAAUAGAACCAAUGUAAAGUCGGGAGUGUCCGCCCUGUCUUCCACCAGUACCGCGUUCGGAACAGCAGCCAGCAACACGCGGCUCGACCAAACUGGAAACGGCCAUAUCGAUGAAGCAAUGCGACAGCAAGCUCUCGCGGAAGAGGAAGCUGCCAUGAAUCAAUACAAGGCAAAAGUACAAUCGCCAUCAAGUAGCACAAAUCCCUUCCUCAGUUCGCCAACCAAUAAUGCUAAUCAACCGAUCGUGGAUUUGUUCGGCGCCGCAGCGUCCGAAAAUCAGCAGCAACUGCCGCCGCAAAAAGCGUCGGACGAUUUACUGCAAUUGGCCGGUAAUCCAUUCGCAAAUAUGUUCGGGGCGCCGCAACCGGCGACCGGUGCGCAACCCGCCGCUCAAAUGCAGAAUAACAUGUGGAUGACCAACGGUACUGGUUUCGCGCCAGCUGCGCCGUCAGCAAAUAAUAACUUUGUUACAGAUAACAGCUUUUCCUCCGUAUUCGGAAAUCAAGAUCAACAAUCUUCUGGCGCCCCAGGAGCGGCCGCGUCCGUACCUAAUCCCUUCAUGUCUGAUUUCCCGUCCCUCGGUCAAGCUGGCGGUCAAGCGGCAGCAAACGCGGGUGCCUUCGGGCUGUUCGAUCAGAAUGCUGGCGACGUUGUUGGCGGCGGCGCGAUGAAUGAGUCGAUGCAAGCGACGGCCGCGCCGGGCGGAGACCUCUUCAGUGCCGGUCGGGCGGAUCUCUUCGGGGGUGAUGGUUCCGCUGCUGCCGGGAUGCUGAAGAACGGCGGCGACGGGGAUGCCGCGGCGGCCGAGGUGGUGGCGCCUAACGUCGCCGGCAAGACAUCGUCCACUGCCACGCCGCCACCUAGACCACCGCCACCCGCGACCGCCGUCGCUGCCGCCGCGAACGGUGCCGCACCGCGUGCGAUGUCUCCGACCGUCGGCGUCGGCGGCGGAGCAGCACAUGGUAGGCCAGCGGCGGCAUCGGCGACAGUAUCAGCGGCGGCAGCGGGUGCCUCCUCGGCCAACAAGAGCGCUUUUGAUGAUCUCAACGACAGUAUCCGCAUGGCACUGGGCGGGUCUCCGUCGCGCCCGGCACCGAUGGUCCAGCAGCAACAAGCCGCGGCUGCCGCCGCCCAACAACAGCCGUUGCAGCAGCAACAAAUGCCGCCGGCGGCGGCGGGAGGUAUGUUCGGUGUGAACGAUGCAGCCGGACAACCCAUGAUGACCGGCGCACCGAUUGUCGGCUACGGUAUCCCUACCCAAGCCCAAGUCCCCGUGGGGUACGGCUCGCCGGCAAAGCAGCCGAUGUCAGCCGCGGGACAACCGGUCAGCGCAGCUAAUACCGGCAAGGUACUGACCGGAGAUCUGGACAGCAGCCUUGCUAGCCUCGCACAGAACUUGACCAUCAAUAAAAGCGCUCAGCAACAAGUCAAAGGAAUGCAAUGGAACUCACCGAAAAACGCCGCGAAAACGGGCCCGGCCGGUGGAUGGUCACCGCAGCCAAUGGCAGCUACCACUGGCGCUGGAUAUCGACCCAUGGGCCAGGGAAUGACGCAACUGCUACCUACAACCAGUACCACUAUGGGAUUCCCCGCGCAAUCCACGAUGAUGGGUAUGCAAGGUAUGCCGAUGGGCAUGCAGGGUAUGCAGGGUAUGAGGCCGAUGAUGUGUACUAUCCCAGGUGCUUCCGCCGCCGGUGGCGGUAUGAUGGUUGCGGGCGGAGCAGCGCCCAUGAUGGCCAUGCCAGGUGCGAGUCCCAUGAUGGCCGGUCCUAAUCUGCAGCAGCAGCAGCAUCCUCAGUCUCAACCUCAACCCGCUGCAGCAGCUCAGCCGCAGGGCAAUGCUGUCCAACUCGAUCCUUUCGGUGCUCUGUGAAGGGAUUAGGAUCCCAAGUGGAAUUAAGAAGACGGAGGCGACGUUUUGUAAAUACCGUGUAAUAUGCCUAGAAGAAAAAGAACAAAAAGUAACGCGUCCCGCUUGUUUCCAUUAGGUAUGGCCCGAUCAAUCUUAGAUCUUAUUUGAUUGUCACUCGAAAAUCGUCUCACUGUGAAUACGAUCGGCAAAUUGUAUCAUACUUCCUAUAACAUGCUCGCCGAAUGCGUAACAUGCGUUAUCGGACUUGGCGUCGUCGUCCCCGGGAGCAUUGGCCGCGAACUUAAGUGCUGUGUUCAAUGAUGGAUGUCCGUCCCUUUUUAGUUUCACGUAGAGGGCAAGGGGACAGAUCGCAGCCGAGGGUCUGAACCGGUAUCAACUGAUGCUCACGGGAAGGCACGCGUAGGCAAGGCCCUCUUUUUUUGCCUUGAGAUCCGCAUAAUCGGGCAUAAUUAUGUAGCUUAGGCAGAGAGUUGUUCGGACGCGAGUUGCGUUUAGAAUGACACGAACGUGCUGCGUGCGGCGAAUUUUCCCGGUGAGGAUUAACUGUGAUAGUACUGCGCCGAUAGUACGCGCGUCAACAGUUUUUCUUCGUUGAUGUUGUCGAGAGCAAGCCUAUUAUUGAAGAUGCAUUUCUAAGUUCGAUUAUGAAAGAUUUCCGUAAUUAGCGAUAUAUAUUUAGAUACGAUUAAUUUUUACACUGAAAGCGGGCGGCAGAGCGGACGACGGAGGGGGGGGGGGAGGAGAGAGGAGUACAGGGAUCGUAUGUCCGACAGCAAGCUAGUAACGAGCGCAUUAUCGAAUGCGAGGACACUUCGGUGGUUCGUUAUGGUUCUAAACGUAAUCGCGUUAGAUUAUAUAUGCACGUAGCUGACGAUUGCACGGUUCAUCAGUGUCCGCGUUUAUUAAAAUGUUACAAGAGCCGGUUAAGCGCAAAGCGGAAAAAACGAUAUAUUGUAGAAAUUCGUAUCGGGCAUAUCUCCUUAUUGUAAUAUAAUAUACAUAUAUAUUAUUAUUCUCUACGAAUGCGUGUACGGACUCGUGAUUUCGGAAUACGACGGGGAAAGAAAGUUUCGAAGUGUUCUUUCGUUGAAAUAUUAAAUAUUAAGCACGAUAAAAAGAUAUACGAUAACUAUCACGUAUAUACAAACAAAAUAUAUGAAUAUAUAUAUAUAUAUAUAUAUAUAUAUAGGGAGAGAUAAUAAUGAAACGAAUAGGUGGACUCAUUAAAUGUUCUUUAAUUGUAUAAUGUUUCGAGGAUAUAUCUUAACUAGGUAGUUAACAAAGUACGUUAAACGAGUUAAGGCUACGAUGCUCAUGCAACAUAAUUACGAACACGAAACAACGUGAAUCUACGUGAUUCGAGUACGGUACUAUCACUAUAGUCAAUAUCCUGUUGCGUUUGAGAUUUAGUCGAUGAGCACACAUAAUAAUAAUACACACACAUGAUUCUCGUUAAAUUAUAAAUGUUGUCACGAGGAAGUGAACAUUUUUCGAUCUAGCGUAUAUAUAUAUAUAUAUAUUGUAUUAUCGGAUCGAUUAUACAUCCGCGAUUGCUCGCUGGAACGAAUUCAGAAAAAAAAAAACAGAGACGGCAGGGAGAGAAAGAAUUUAUAAUGACGAUAUGUCGAUAUAACGACGACUAGUCUACAAAAAAAUUCGUUGUUAUAAUUGUGAGGAUUAUAUGGAGCACGAUUUCCCCGCAAACGACAGAACAAUCGCGGUGAACGAGAUCUUCGAUACGGUUCCCUCGAUAGAGCGCAACGCGAUACUUUCGUCGGGGCCUCACACACACGUACACGUACGGGAUAGUGCUUUUCGCAUUAUCAGUUGCGGAUGUCGCACGCGUGAAUAUGCUCUCGCAGUUUCGCCUAGUAUUGUCCCUACACUACUUCUUCCCGUUCGAUUUUUCUGUCACUUAUCUCCCCUAACGCGCUGCCUCCGAUACGGUCUCUCGAUUCUUUCGAUGUCGAUUAAUCGAUCUUUUAUUUCUAAAUCGUUGUAAUUAUUUUUCCAAAUCAUUGUAAAUCUUGUUAAUAUGAAUGUUAAUAAACGAUUUAAUCAGCUGCAGUUAAUAUUAAUCGACAUCGGUAGAAUUGAUACAACGUUCAUGCAAAGGAGAUCGUUAGAUAUCGACGUAUCUCAUAGUACUGCAAAUACUGAGUUUUUAUGCCGCUCACGAAUAUUUUCUAUCGCCGUUGAUGUUUCCUAAUAUACGCACCGUAUUAAUCUUUCUCACUUUCUUUUGCGUCAAUAUCUUCAUUUUCAUUGCAGACGCGUACGAAUACAUGUGCGAAUAUAUAAUAUAAAUAAAUAUGAGGUGGAGAGAAGUUUUUCGAAGUCGGUUGAACGAAAUCAGGAUGCAGCGUAAAGCUGCCCCAAAGUGAGAAAGAUUAAUAACGUCGUUCGCGCGCGGAUGCAGAUACGGAUGGCGAGGAGGCGGAGGAAGCGACUAGAUUUAUCUCCGCGCUUGGUAUCAACGAAUCGCUUCCCUUCAUUCGUCAAUGUACAUUUCCGGUUUUAAUACGUUUGUUCGUUCGUUCGCUUGAGUUUUUGUUUUCACAUAGUUUUCGCGUAGUCGGGCGUAUUUUUGUAUAAUAUUAAUAUGAAUGCGCGCGAGAUAUCUCUUCACUCUGAGCGUAACCGGCCGCCGCGGGGACAAGUUAGUAGUCUGUAAAUCGGUAGCUACAAGUCGAGCUUCGACCGCACAGAGAUUGCGCGAGUUCUUCAUCGGAUCACUGGUAGCUCUAGAACGAUGACAGGAGUCUAUUGUAUCAUCGUCGAUAUGUUGUUCAAGCUAAUUCUCCCUUGAAUAAUAUUAAUAUUAACGUAAUUAAUAUAUUAUAUCGAUAUUACUAUAAUAUUAGUAUUAUUUCUAGAAUAAGCGAAAAGAAUUUGUGUAACGUUGAUGUAUUUAGAGGAAUCAUUUUCGAUGUACCGUAAUAAUUGACGCGGCAAUAUUGUAUCAAGGACGCAUGCGCAUGAUGUGCGAUAUUUUUAACAUCAAAAUACGCACGAAUCUUUUCGGUUAUUCAACACGGUCAUUCGUGCACCGGAUUAAAAAACGUUAAUCAUUCUCCAGUCUCCAAGUGUCUCUUCCGCGGUUCUUCUCAUUGUACAGUAUCUCUCGAUCGUGCCUCUCUUCAUUUUUCUUUCUCGUUCGAGUUUUGAUGUCGUCUAAAGCUACCGGAGACCGUGCAUAACUGGACAAUAUUACAAAUAUAUUAUAAUCGUAUUAUAGGAAAAAUUUAACGAGAUAAUCUAACUGUAUUCUAUCUCUUUCGCUGUAAACUAGUAAGACAUUACUGUCGCAAUCUCUUUUACCGGCCCGGGUAAUUUAUGUAAAGCCUCUCAGCCGCGUAAGAGUACAUACUGUACAUUGUUAGUAUAUUUAUCGAAAGGAUCUUAUUUAUCGAGAGUAAGAUAGCCGACUGAUAUGACGAACUAGAUAUCGUACCAAGAGAUGAAAACGAAUUAAGAACGAGAAUGAAAAAUCGGCGCCCAUCGUAUCCCCAGUGAAUUUUCUCAUCAUGGUUAAAUAGAAAUGCCUUGUUGCUUCAAGGAUCACUUGUCGCGCUUCUUGUGUUCUCUUCAAGAGAGAGAGAGUGUGAAAUUUCCGGGAGAGGACUUUACUGUUAUUUAGUUUUAACGUAAUCUCUUCUAUGCUUGUAUCAUAUAUAUGUAUAUAUCUCUACAUAUAUGUGUAUGUAUGUAGAGAGAAAGAGAGAGAGAGAGAGAGAGAGAGAGGCGUCAUAAAAAUGAUGGGGCGAUAAUCGAGAAAAUUAUUUCGACACUCAUGCAUACACGUACAUGUGUAUAUCCGUACACGUGCGUACACAUUGACUCGCGAAACCGAUCAAGUGCUUUAAAAAUUAUUUAUAGCAUCACAUUAUUAAAAAUACAUACAUAAUUUGUUGUUUUCUAAAGCUUAUCUCUUUAAGAUAAGCUGAAAGACAUGCGGAAGCUACAAAAUUUCUUCUUACGUAUAUCUGUUUACUUUUUCUUCAUUUCUAUCUAUCGAAAAAAUACUAUCGAAAACAAAUUCAUGAAAGUUUUUAAACGUUUGAUCAAGUUUCAUGAGCAAUUGUAAGAGAAGAGCUUGCCCGGAUCAUUACACGCUCUAGAUUAAUUAAUUAGUAAGUCAAUGUUACAAAAAGAAUGAAAUUUAACGAAACUGGAGCAAGUGCGCACGUGUUUGCCAGGAAAACGGAAAAUCGUUCACUUCUUAAUCGAAACACGUUGUUACGCGGUGGAUGUGUGCGUGUUCGCGUAGAGUGUACUAAUUAUUAUCAUUGCUCGAUAUGAUACGCCUAUUAUUAGUGGCGGUGUUCGCAUGCCGCCGUUAAGUGAUUAUAAUAACAGGGCAGAGCGAUCCGGUAUCGUGUGAGCGCGCAAUGACGAGCCGACAAUGCCUUCUCGUUGUACAAAUGUCGUGGGGAAUAAGAAAGAGAGAAUGAAGAAUAGUAGAUGGCGAUCAUAGUGUCAGAGUAUGCUUUGGCGACGUAUAUUUAAGGUAUAUACACACUCACACGGACACAAAUCAACAUAGUCUUCGCUGUAAUAGGGAAAAAAAAAGAAAUGAAAGAAUAUACGUAGAGACUCGUAGAUAGUGCGAAAAAGAUGAUAUAUAUAUAUAUAUAUAUAUAUUAAAAAAUAUAUAAUUAUAUAUAUAUAUAUAUACAAAUAUAUGGCCGUGUGUUGUGGCACGCGAAGUAUAACCGAGUGGCGACUAAAGUCGCGAUUUGGAUGGGACUGAGAUAAACUUAAUGAAAUAAGUUAGGUAGUUUAAUUAGCGCGAAUUACCGUUUUAUUGUAUAAUUUUUAAUUAUUUUUGUUAUUGAGCUUUUUAAAUAAAUUGCAUGAAUAUACUUUUAGCGUGAAUUAAUGCCAGAAUCAUUUCUUUAAGACAUAGAUAUUGAAAAGAUCAGUCAAAAUCGCCGCUUUAUUGAGCAGCGAGAUAUCGAAUAGCUUCUUUUCAUGUUAAAACGUUGAAAAUGUAAAUGGAAAGAUCUCAAUUCUUAAUUAACUUUAUCCGAA
Ooceraea biroi (clonal raider ant) is the source of this 8452-nucleotide messenger RNA. RefSeq names its product phosphatidylinositol-binding clathrin assembly protein lap (gene lap). NCBI's taxonomy places the organism in Eukaryota, Metazoa, Arthropoda, Insecta, Hymenoptera, Formicidae. Gene Ontology annotation, molecular function: SNARE binding; 1-phosphatidylinositol binding; clathrin heavy chain binding. Gene Ontology annotation, biological process: synaptic vesicle budding from presynaptic endocytic zone membrane; clathrin-dependent endocytosis; clathrin coat assembly. Gene Ontology annotation, cellular component: extrinsic component of presynaptic endocytic zone membrane; synaptic vesicle; clathrin-coated pit. The record is from RefSeq and is a predicted model, not a curated record.